Lactuca sativa (garden lettuce) is the source of this 2188-nucleotide messenger RNA. Its product is annotated as lysine--tRNA ligase, cytoplasmic. NCBI's taxonomy places the organism in Eukaryota, Viridiplantae, Streptophyta, Magnoliopsida, Asterales, Asteraceae. Gene Ontology annotation, cellular component: cytoplasm; cytosol. Gene Ontology annotation, biological process: lysyl-tRNA aminoacylation. The record is from RefSeq and is a predicted model, not a curated record. Gene Ontology annotation, molecular function: tRNA binding; ATP binding; lysine-tRNA ligase activity.
AACGAAUUUCCAAUUCUAUCCUUUUUCUUUCAUACUAGUCCUACCCGCACACACUUCCGGCCGUCUUUUCAAUCAGCUUCCAGAAACCCUAACGCCAUUACAGAUUCUUCCACACAAUCUUCCCCUACAAUGGCGGACGUGGAUGCUACCAUCUCAAUCGACAAUCCUGUGUCCGCUCCACCGGAGUCAGAUGUUUUAAGCAAAAACGCUCGCAAGAAGGAGCUGAAGAACAAACAGAAGGAGGAAGAGAGGCGUCGCAAGGAAGAGGAGAAGGAGAAAAAGGCUGCUGCCAUGCCAAAAUCAGCUGUCCAAAAGCAGUCAGCUGCAGAUGAUGAAGACAUGGAUCCAACGCAAUAUUUUGAAAAUCGCCUGAAAACACUCGCUACUCAGAAGGCAGCAGGAAUGAACCCCUACCCACACAAAUUCCAUGUCUCUAUGUCCAUUCUUGAAUACAUAGAAAAGUAUGAAAGUUUAAAUAGUGGAGAUCAUCUGGAGGAUGUUCAAGUUUCUUUGGCUGGGCGACUUAUGAACAAACGAUCUUCUUCAUCAAAGCUCUUCUUUUAUGACCUCCAUGGCACUGGUGGAAAAGUGCAAGUUAUGGCUGAUGCAAGGAGAUCUGAUUUGGAUGAAGCUGAGUUCUCUAAGUACCAUUCUGGUGUGAAACGUGGAGAUAUAGUUGGCAUUGUUGGGUUUCCAGGAAAAAGCAAGAGAGGUGAACUGAGCAUUUUUCCAAAAACAUUCAUGGUGCUUUCUCAUUGUCUUCAUAUGAUGCCAAGGCAAAAGAGUGCAGCUGUUGCAGAGAACGCCAAUGUGAAGAAAAUCGAUGCUUGGACUCCAGGAAGUGGCAGAAAUCCUGAUGCAUAUAUUCUGAAGGAUCAGGAAACAAGAUAUCGUCAACGUUAUUUGGAUCUGAUGUUAAACUCAGAAGUCAGACAUAUAUUCAAGACCCGGGCAAAGAUUGUAUCUUAUAUUAGACGUUUUCUUGAUAAUCUUGAUUUUUUGGAGGUUGAAACUCCAAUGAUGAACAUGAUUGCUGGAGGGGCAGCUGCAAGGCCAUUUGUGACCCAUCACAAUGACCUAAACAUGAGGCUGUUUAUGCGUAUUGCCCCUGAACUUUAUCUAAAGGAGCUUGUUGUUGGUGGAUUGGAGCGUGUGUAUGAGAUAGGAAAACAGUUCAGGAAUGAAGGAAUUGAUUUGACACAUAAUCCUGAAUUCACCACGUGUGAAUUUUAUAUGGCUUUUGCUGACUACAAUGACUUGAUGGAGAUAACUGAACAACUCUUGAGUGGAAUGGUGAAGGAGCUAACAGGUGGAUACAAAAUUAAAUAUCAUGCAAAUGGGUUAGAUAGUGACCCCAUUGAAAUUGACUUCACGCCUCCUUUCAGAAGGAUUGAUAUGAUUGGAGAGUUGGAGAAGAUGGCAAAUCUAAGCAUACCAAAAGAUCUUGCGGGUGAUGAGGCCAACAAAUAUCUUGUUGAGGCAUGCAAAAAGUUUGAAAUCAAAUGUCCUCCACCUCAAACAACUGCACGUUUGCUAGACAAACUUGUGGGACACUUUUUGGAGGAAACAUGUGUGAACCCUUGUUUCAUAAUUAACCAUCCCGAGAUCAUGAGUCCAUUGGCCAAGUGGCACAGAUCCAAACCAGGAUUGACUGAACGUUUCGAAUUGUUCAUCAACAAACACGAGCUUGCGAAUGCGUACACCGAACUGAAUGAUCCAGUGGUACAACGCCAGAGAUUUGCUGAUCAAUUAAAGGAUCGACAAUCGGGAGAUGAUGAAGCCAUGGCUUUGGAUGAGACCUUCUGUACGGCUCUUGAGUAUGGGUUGCCACCAACUGGUGGUUGGGGACUGGGUGUUGACCGGCUUGCUAUGUUGUUGACCGAUUCACAGAACAUCAAGGAAGUUUUACUUUUCCCAGCAAUGAAACCACAAGACGAAGCACCUGUCAAAGCUGCAGAAGUCGUGAAAAGUUGAGCUCAGAAAUCUAUCUUCAGUUUUGAGGAGAUUUUGAUGGUUGUCAAAAGUUUGUGAUGAAUAGUUUGGACAUAGUGAUGAUUGUUAGUGCUAUUUUCAUGAGAUUCGCUCUUGUCUGGUCUUACUUUACCAAAUUUAAAUAUUACUUUGUGUCCUGAUUUUGAAACUAUUAUGGAAAGAAUUUAUAUUUAUAUUAGGCAUUAUAUGUGUGUAA